UGUUCUACCAUUCCUACAUUCGAGGUCCGCGAAACUGAACGAGAGCAACCAUGGCAUCAACUACAGCGACUGUGGGAAAUUUACCCAGUGGAUUAGGAAUAUGCACAACUAUUCCAGACAUCCUCUACCUACCGGAGCUUAUCUUUGGAGGUCUAGUAUGGAUCCUGGUGGCAUGUACACUGGUGGUGCCCGCCAACCCACAGGGCUGGGUGAUGUUCGUGUCCGUCUUCUGCUUCACCAUGACCUUCAUCUGGAUGUGCAUCUUCGCCUUCGGAGUGCAUCGCAACAGCGGGGGAUGGGCAGCCGCUGACUUUGCAUACCACAGCCUGGCAGCUUUCUUCUACCUCAGCGCCUCUGUGGCUCUCGCCAAAGUGACCCUGGAUAUCAAAGCUGGAACCCUCUAUAACUAUCAGCUUGAUAUUUCUGCAGUGGUGUUCUCUUACGUGGCCACACUCCUCUACUUCAUCCACACCAUCUUUUCGGCCAUCAGGUGGAAGUCCUUCUAAACUAGAACAAUGCUAAAGGCCUCAGUCGAAGAGGAGAAGGUCUUAAGUCUACCAUUGGAAACCAAGGGGGGCUGUGGUGUAAUCUACUGCAUGGCCUAUAACCUGACGUAAAGAAGACAUCUACCUGCUCUGCAUCCCGAUCCUCUAUCAUUCUCUUCUCCCAAAGCGUGGACUCUUCCCUACAUAUUCAAAAGCAAAUGAUUGGUUUAAGCAUGGUUUAGACUAGAGGGAAUUGCCAUCAUAGGCCUACAUGCCCUUUCUUUAUAAAUCCAUGAAGGGAAGUGAACAUAUGCACACUUAGGGUAGGUGGGUAGAGAAUUGGGAUGCAGAACCAGAUCUCUCUCCGAGGACUAACCCUACGAAAGCAAACCUAGACGCAAAUCACUUAUUACAGUUACAAAAAUAAUGUAACACUUAAUUUUUUUCCUUCUAUUUACUGUAUGGUUUAUAGGUUGAUAAUUUUACAGACUUCAGUAAUUCGAGGAACAUUUUUAAUUUAACUAUUUUUUACUUUUAUAAUUUUCUCAAUUAAACUACCACAUUUUAUUAAACUAACCAGAAAUGUAAAAUGUAAUAAAAGGUACAUGGUUUUUUGCUUGUUUUUUAUGCUUGGUCUUUGCUACUGAUAGCAUUUUUGUAAAAUGUUGAACUUGCUGGAUCCACCUACUGUUACGUUAUAAUAAAGGUGUUCUGAAACAU
Molecule: messenger RNA, 1205 nt
Organism: Coregonus clupeaformis (lake whitefish)
Lineage: Eukaryota; Metazoa; Chordata; Actinopteri; Salmoniformes; Salmonidae
Product: myelin and lymphocyte protein-like
Exons: 4
Coding region: 51-506 (151 amino acids)
Biological process (GO): myelination
Cellular component (GO): membrane
Molecular function (GO): structural constituent of myelin sheath
Source: RefSeq, a predicted model, not a curated record